CUUCUGGGCCAGUGAAUGAAGGGGUGGAGUGAGCUGGCUCGGUGUGACCGUGAGUCACUCAUGCCCAUGUCUCCCCGAGAGCCCGCCCGCCCUUGGCAGGCCGUCCAGGGUGAGGUGGGUGGGCAUGCCCUGGGCCCCUCAGAAUUCCCGGUGUCAGGGCCUCCCUCCUUGCUGCCUCCUUGAGCCACGCUGUGGAGGGCACGGCAGCUGGCUGGCCUGCAAGUAUCUUUUCCUCCUCCCACUGGUCUGAGUUGCCCCUUGUCCCGGAGGCCAGCAGACCCUUCCUGAGGGCCCGGGGUGGCUCCUGAGGCGGCCUCCUCCCCCUCCCUACUGGCUGGGUGGGGGUGGGAAGGGGGAGGGUGCCGCCAGCUGAGCCCCGAUGAUUUCCUGCCCUCACCCGGCGCUCACCACAGCUUCCUGCCGCAGGCAGGCAGGCGCUGAGGAGAGGCAGGCGCAGAGCCCAGGGGCAGGUAGGGCUGGGGCACAGGGUCUGUGUAGGGGUGGCUGGCGCCCCAGACUCCAGGCCAGGGCCUGACUGCCCUGGGUUCAAGGGUCUUCCAGAGCCCGCGCUGACGCCCACUCAGCCCGCUGAGGGGAGGAGACCCAGGGAGCCCCCGAGGAGGGCGCAGCUGCCCCCCACCAGGCUCCCAGCCUGGUGCCCGCUCGGCCCCUGUACCCUUUCUGGCCUGGCCCUUGGCCUGCUGCUGCUCUGUCCCGGAGGGGUGUGCGGCGAGCAGCUAGGCCCGGUGCAAGCUCUCCCUGCAGAUGGAGGCAGUCAGCCUGGGCCUCUUUGUGCUGGGCCUCCUGCUGCUGCCUCUCUUGGCCGUGCUGCUGAUGGCACUGUGUGUGCGUUGCCGAGAGCUGCCAGGCUCAUAUGACACUGCUGCCUCCGAUGGUUUGACCCCAAGUAGCAUCGUGAUCAAAUCGCCUCCCACACUCGCCUCCUGGCCACCAACCACUUCCUACCCGCCUGUGACCUACCUGCUGCAGAGCCAGCCAGACCUGCUCCCCAUCCCGAGAUCCCCACAGCCACCCGGAGGCUCCCACCGCAUGCCGUCUUCCCAGCAGGACUCAGAUGGUGCCAACAGUGUGGCCAGCUACGAGAACGAGGGUGCGUCAGGGACCCCGGCGGCCCUGGUUGGGAGGACGCUGGGGCCUGUCCUGGGCUCUGCUGACCCUGUGUCGUUAACCCCCCCAGAGGCGGUCUGUGAGGAUGCGGACGAAGACGAGGAUGAGGAAGACUAUCCCAACGAGGGCUACUUGGUGGUGCUUCCUGACAGCAUCCCGGCCACUGGCGCCGCCGUCCCACCAGCUCCUGUGUCCAGCAACCCUGGCCUCCGAGAUAGCGCCUUCUCCGUGAAGUCGGGGGAAGAUUACGUGAACGUUCCUGAGAGUGAGGAGAGUGCAGAUGCGUCCCUGGAUGGGAGCCGGGAGUAUGUGAACGUGUCCCAGGAGCUGCCGCCCGUGGCGAGGACCAAGCCUGGUGUGUGUCGGGGGAGCCAGCCGGAGUUCCCAGGAGAUGGAAGAUGAGGAAACUCCAGAUUAUGAGAAUCUCCAGAUUCACUGAAGGCCUGUGAGAGGCCGUGCGGGUUCUGGAGCCAGCCUUGCCUGGGAGUGCUGAGCUGAGCAGCCGGCAGUGGCUCUGUGGGCCCCCACUUGGCACCCCGCCCCGUCUCCAACCUGACGACAGCCUGAGAACUUUCCCCCUAACUUAUUGUCACUUUGGGGUCCAGUCUGUGUGGCCCCAGUACCCUGCACCUUCUGACGCAGCCUGAGAAUGAACCACCCCGGCCCCAGCCCUUCUCUGUAACAGAAUAAAGGCUGCUGUGGUCUGUAGUGCUCUUAGCUUUGGGGGGCGCAGUGGGUCGGAGUCAGGGUGAGGGUGGGCUGUGUCUGAGGUCCUGAGUGUGUGUGUGUGUGUGUGUGUGUGUGUGUGUGUGUUUAUGGGUCUCCAUCCUCACAGACCCUCUGUGCUCCCGAGGGUCCUGACCAGGUAUGUGUGAGUGACUGAACGAAGCCUGGGACACGUCACCUUCUGAGUGAGGCAGUUCUGAGCCCGGCUGGCACUCCUGGGGCUCAGGUGCAUCUCCUCAUGAGAUAGUUCUUGGAAGUGGCAGACGAUGGCCGAGGUGAUGGGAGAACAGGGCGUGGGGAAGCGCUGGGUGGGCGUCUAGAGCAAGACCC
This is a messenger RNA of Balaenoptera musculus (blue whale), 2184 nucleotides long. RefSeq names its product linker for activation of T cells (gene LAT). Gene Ontology annotation, biological process: signal transduction. Gene Ontology annotation, cellular component: membrane. Bases 766 to 1530 code for a protein of 254 amino acids. The transcript has 11 exons. NCBI's taxonomy places the organism in Eukaryota, Metazoa, Chordata, Mammalia, Artiodactyla, Balaenopteridae. The record is from RefSeq and is a predicted model, not a curated record.